AUGAUAGAGAGUGCAUUGACUCAGUGGGGGAUUGAUAGUGUGUUCACUAUUACAGUCGAUAAUUCCUCAGCCAAUGAUGUGGGGAUUGAGUAUAUGAGAAAGAGGAUGAAGAACAAGAGUCAUACUGUUUUAGGAGGAAAUUUUCUUCACAUGCGUUGUGCCGCUCAUAUUUUAAACCUUGUUGUGCAUGAAGGCUUGAAAGACUUAGGUGACUGUGUUACUAAUAUAAGGAACGCAGUGAGAUAUGUGAGGUCUUCACCGGAGAGGAUGUCAAAGUUUAAAGAGUGUAUAGAGCGGGAAAAAAUUAAAUGUAAAAACAUGGUGUGUUUAGAUGUUCCAACUAGAUGGAACUCUACAUAUUUGAUGUUGACCACUGCUGAGAAGUACCAAAGAUCUUUUGACCUAUUGGGGGAGGAUGAGCAUAAUCAUUUUGUUGUACCUCAACCUAUUGAUUGGGAAAAUGCUAGGGCAUUUGCGACAUUUUUGCAAACUUUUUAUGAAGCUACAUUGAAGUUCUCUGGAGAGGAUGUCAAAGUUUAA
Molecule: messenger RNA, 540 nt
Organism: Alnus glutinosa
Lineage: Eukaryota; Viridiplantae; Streptophyta; Magnoliopsida; Fagales; Betulaceae
Product: zinc finger BED domain-containing protein RICESLEEPER 2-like
Exons: 1
Coding region: 1-540 (179 amino acids)
Source: RefSeq, a predicted model, not a curated record